This is a messenger RNA of Chenopodium quinoa (quinoa), 1230 nucleotides long. Its product is annotated as photosystem I assembly factor PSA3, chloroplastic-like. The coding region runs from base 92 to 970 and encodes 292 amino acids. Gene Ontology annotation, biological process: photosystem I assembly. NCBI's taxonomy places the organism in Eukaryota, Viridiplantae, Streptophyta, Magnoliopsida, Caryophyllales, Amaranthaceae. The record is from RefSeq and is a predicted model, not a curated record. The transcript has 3 exons.
AAUCGUAUUUCGUAAUAAUGUAGUCGUAAUAUCUUACUAUCCUACUAGCAUAUGUUUGGAGAAAUCUGAACCUCUCAAAAGAUCAAAAACCAUGGCAGUGACUCUAUCUCCUACCCAAGUCUCAGCAAAACACUCCUACACCACCACCAUUACCACCCAAAAUAAUCGAACUUUCCAUCAAAUUAUCAACAAUUCUAUAAAUCCCAGAAAACUCAGAAUACACCCAACUUCAAAUGGAAGAACCAAUUUCUCAGUAAUUAGAGCAUAUAUUGAAAACACCAACCCAAUUUCUAGUUUUGCAAACAAAGUUAUUGGUUCAUUACCCAUUGUUGGUCUCAUUGCUAGAAUUGUUAAUGAUGAAGGUGGUCUUGCUGGAGAUAUCAUUGAUUUUGCUGAAUUUCGAAGAAGGGUUGGUAAUAAGUGUUCUGUUAAUGAUUCUAGAGCUUUCUAUGAGUUCCAAGACCGCCGCGGCCGGAUAGGGGAACCAUUAUACGUUCUACUGUGCUGUUGGUUAGCAGCAAUUGGUGCAGGUCUACUUAAAUCUGAAGAAAUUCUGGAGGGAGUUGCACGCCUUCGUCUUUCAAAUGAUAUUGAGUUUGAAGAACAGACUUUCAUUGCUAAGAUGACUGAAGCAAAAGAGAGAAGAGCUAAACUGAAUGCUGCAGCUCCUACAAUCCCAAUGGAAUUAAGAGCUGAGAAAGCGCUUGAUGCUAUAUAUGUUUGUUGCUUUGGGAAGGACUUGAUUGAAGAAGAAGAUGAAAGGUUACUGAUUACUAUUCUUAGAGCUGUCUUUCCCAGUGUUCAACAGCCAGAGAUUGAAAGAAUAGUCAAAGAUAAAGCCAGAAAAGUAGCCGAAGGCGGUGAAGAGGGAGAAUUUCCUGAAGAGCCUAAACCAUUGUCCAAAGAAGCAAUACAAUUACAGAUGAAGGAUCUCCAAUUCCUGAAGCAGAACAGCAAUGAGGGUACUUGAACAAAACCGUGAGAGUUAUCUUUCCUCCUACUCUCUUUGAUGCCAGUGAUAGUCUGAAAUAGAGCUGAUUUGUAAAAUAUUUGGGGGAGAAUUAUGUAAUGAGCUGACAGAUUAAACGAAAAGGGUUGAAAAUGAGAUAUGAAUGGCUAUAUAAAUCAAUUGUAAACAUAUUUAGGCCGUUAUUCUUUGAAUCCUUUUCUGGGCAGAUGUUUCCAUUGCUUAAUCAGAUAUUCAGAAUCCUAUAGCCUGUUUGAUUCUUA